Messenger RNA from Mugil cephalus (flathead mullet), 1815 nucleotides. It is a transcript of the gene olfml1, whose product is annotated as olfactomedin-like 1. Bases 398 to 1615 code for a protein of 405 amino acids. The transcript is spliced from 8 exons. NCBI's taxonomy places the organism in Eukaryota, Metazoa, Chordata, Actinopteri, Mugiliformes, Mugilidae. Gene Ontology annotation, biological process: signal transduction. The record is from RefSeq and is a predicted model, not a curated record.
AGAAAAAAAAACUCUGGGAGGGAACGUGGGUGAGGUUCACUUGGAUCCAAAACGCACUGGAGCAACGACUGAUUGGAGAAACAAAGUUCUGGGGCUACACAUAUAACAGGAUUAAAACAUUUUACUGAACACAGGAAGAGGGAGGACAAGGAGUAUUCAGUCAUUUAAGGAAUCAGGGAUUGCUUUGAAUAGAGCAGGACUGUUGUAAAGUGGAUAAAUCUGCUUUUCUUCUCGUUUUUGGGGGUGUUUUGGAAGUCUCUUUUUUGUCAGCUCAGUGCUGUGGGAGAGCUCUAGGAAUCCAGGAUAUAGGGGGUUCCAACAGAGGCAGAAAUAGUGAAGUCGUCACAGCAGCUGCAGAUGUUUCGGGGCUGAGUUACUGGGAUAUUAAGCGCUAAUAAUGACAGGCCAAAUGCUUCCCCUCUUUCUCUUAUCUCUGUGUCUGGUUGUGGCUUCAGUCCGGAGCCAGGGUUCUUCCCAGGAUGCAUUUAUAAUCCAGUAUCUGGAGAGGAGGCUGACUCAGAUAGAGGAACGUCUUAAUAUGUGUGAGCAAAGCACAGUGAGCGUCACCCAGAAGACCUAUGACCUCACUUCUGAAGUCAGGGGUUAUCUGUCCACGUUCACUGCCCUGAGAUCUGAGGUGAAGAACCAGAUGGACAGCGUGUCCGUGCGUGUCGACAGGGUGGAGAGGGAGCUGGAAUAUCUGGAAAACAAGAUUCCCACCCAGUCAGACAUCGAGAUGGAGGAGGCGCUGCUGGAGCAACAGAUAAAGGCUGCAGAGCUGGAUCAGCUGAAGAAGAAAGCCAAGAUCAAAGUGGACAAUGACUGCAGCACAGCUCUGAGUCAAAUCAAGUCUCUCAAGAUUGUUAAGAGGGCAGGGGACACCUAUGGUUCCUGGUUCAAGGAUCCGUCCGAAGGAUCGGCUAAGGUCUACCUGCUGAGUGGGAUUCGUAACAACACUGUGCUGGAGUACGCCUCUCUGCAAAGCUUCACAGAGAGGGAUUCCUCUGUUCCAGCAAAGGUGGUGGAGCUGCCUUUCAACUGGCAGGGCUCCGGUCAUGUGGUAUACAACGGAUUCCUGUACUGCCACAAAGCUGAUACACCCAACCAGAUCCUGAAGGUAGAACUGCUGAAUGGUACAGUGGUGGACAGCACACUUCUUCCAGGAGCGGGACGCCUCCCUGUCUACAGCCUGAAUCCUAACACAUACCUUGAUAUGGCUGUUGAUGAACUGGGUCUCUGGGUCAUCCAUGCCGACCCUGAGUAUGGAGGAAACUUGGUCAUCACCAAACUGGAUAAAGUAACGCUGGCAGUGGAGUAUACCUGGGAUACACAAUGCCGAAGCCGUGAUGCUGAAGGAGCCUUCUUAAUAUGUGGGACCCUCUAUGUGGUCUACAACACACGCUAUGGAGGACGUUCCACCAUACAGUGUCUCUAUGACAUCCAUGACACCAUCCACAGUGAUGAGAGUCCUGUGAUGUUCUUCCCUAAGCGCUACACCAGCCAUAGCAGCAUCCACUAUCACCCGGGAGACAAACAGCUGUACGCCUGGGAUGAUGGCUACCAGACCAUAUACAAAGUGGAGACACGCAGGAACGACCAAACCGUUGCAGAUUGAAGUUGUUUGUCAUAAACCUGUAGUUUGAAAAGCAUAUAUCAGUAUAGUUUAUAAUCACUAUAGUAUUCCUUUGCUGGCAAUGGAUGCUGCCUUUUUUCACUGUGAAUGGUUAUUGACGUAAAGACCAUGUCCAACCGAAAACCUUUUACACACAGGCUUUCCACUUUGUAUCAUCACAAUAAAGAGCAUUCAAGACUGAA